Molecule: messenger RNA, 976 nt
Organism: Argentina anserina (silverweed cinquefoil)
Lineage: Eukaryota; Viridiplantae; Streptophyta; Magnoliopsida; Rosales; Rosaceae
Product: desiccation protectant protein Lea14 homolog
Exons: 2
Coding region: 127-687 (186 amino acids)
Cellular component (GO): cytosol
Source: RefSeq, a predicted model, not a curated record
GAGUUGCAAGGAAAGCAUCAUUUCUGUAGUCCAAAGUUGUGCAUCCACGCAUAUAAAUUAGCUUGACUUUGGCCAUAGGAGCAUGACAACAAAGCUCACAAAAUCGAUUUCAAUAGAUGUCUGAUCAUGUCUCUGUGUUCGUUGUCAACAGUGAAGCUUUUAAGAUCUCUGUAUUUGAAAGUGUGGGAGUUUUUGGGUAUUGCCAAGAAUUAUAUUGUGACGAAAGUUAGGGGUUAUGUUUUGACGAGGAUAGUUGAGAUGCAGAGGAGGUCUGCGCUUAUUGUAGACCUUCAACUCGAGAAUAUAUACUUCGACUCCAUAGAUCUCCUUUUCAAGAUUUCUGUGUACAACUCAUUUUGGUUUUCUAUGCCUGUCAGUCAAGCCUCCUUCAAAAUGAAAAUCAGUGGCAGUGAACCUAUACUGGGGAAACUGAAGGAGCCUGUGUAUAUGAAGGCAGGAGCAGAGUCUAUAUUGUUUGUGUUAGCGAAGGUGCCAUUUAGUAUGCCUAUAAAAUUGGCAAAUGACAUUUCUGUAGAUGCAAACAUCGACUACCGUGUCGAUCUCCGACUCACAGUUCACCUUCCUAUCAUCGGCAACAUCUCUCUACCACUUCCUUGCCAACAAGGUGAGGCCAAAAUCUCCGAGUUGUUUAGCAAUCUGAUGGAUCAGAUCUUGAAGAGUUGGUGAUGCAUGCGUUGGAGCGGAAAACAAUAAAACACUUCACUAAGAAGCAAAUGAAAGUUGGUGCUUAGUCGGCAUGAACUCCAUCUUUGAUGCAAGGGUUAAGUUUGAUGUUUAUAUAUAUAUUGAUAACCCUUUUGGACUCGGGAAUAUCCGGUUCAUUACUAGAUGAGAUUAAAAAUUACACACUCAGAGUGAUGUUUUUAUAAAUGAUUAACAAAUUCUGAUGGAUCAAAAGUAUCUCUUAUCACUUGUAUUAGACUUGCAUCUAGUUCUUUUAUGCCAUUUCACCAUC